This is a messenger RNA of Onthophagus taurus, 2388 nucleotides long. It is a transcript of the gene Snx27, whose product is annotated as Sorting nexin 27. Gene Ontology annotation, cellular component: early endosome. Gene Ontology annotation, molecular function: protein binding; phosphatidylinositol-3-phosphate binding. NCBI's taxonomy places the organism in Eukaryota, Metazoa, Arthropoda, Insecta, Coleoptera, Scarabaeidae. Gene Ontology annotation, biological process: signal transduction; endocytic recycling; intracellular protein transport. The record is from RefSeq and is a predicted model, not a curated record.
AAAAUAGUUGUUCGUUGACCGGGUUUGUUCCGGGGGGCGGACGCGCGAUGAUGGCGGAAGUGGUUGUUCAAAACAGUAAUAGUCCGCGAGUUUUGAACAAUAUGAAGCUAACUGAUGGGGCGAACGGCCCCCGCGUUGUCACCAUUAAUAAGACGGAAACGGGGUUUGGUUUUAACGUGCGCGGACAAGUAAGCGAAGGGGGCCAAUUGCGCAGCAUUAACGGCGAAUUGUACGCCCCGUUACAACAUGUAAGCGCCGUUUUAGAUCGGGGGGCCGCGGAACAAGCUGGGAUAAGAAAAGGGGAUCGUAUUUUAGAAGUAAAUGGUGUUAAUGUUGAAGGAGCUACUCACAAACAAGUCGUCGAUUUAAUUAAAUCUGGAGGUGAUGUUUUAACUUUAACCGUUAUUUCAGUAACACAACAGGAAGCUGAACGUUUAGAACCAACCGAUGACACUCAGGGUUACUCUUACAUCGAUUACAGUGAAAAAAGAUCUCUUCCAAUAAGCAUUCCUGAUUAUAAUUACAAUGAACGAGGUGGUGAACGCUACGUGGCUUUCAAUAUUUACAUGGCUGGUAGACAUUUGUGCUCGAGAAGGUAUCGAGAAUUCGCAAAACUUCAUAACGAUUUAAAAAAGGAAUUUAUAGGUUUUAAUUUUCCCAAAUUACCCGGAAAAUGGCCGUUUACACUCAGUGAACAACAAUUAGAUGCACGCCGGAGAGGAUUAGAACAAUAUUUAGAGAGAGUUUGCGCCGUCAGGGUUAUUGCAGAGUCUGAUAUUAUGCAGGAAUUUUUAACCGAUCAAGAUGAUGAGAAUAAUAGUAGUCCUGUUGAUUUAAAAGUUUUAUUACCCGAUAGAGAGGUUAUAACCGUUACAUUAAGAAAAAGCGCAAAUGCUGAUGAUGUAUACGAUAUGGUGGUUAAAAAAAUCAAUAUGAACAAAAGUACAGCUAAAUAUUUUUAUUUAUUCGAAAUCGUUGAGUAUAAUUUUGAACGCAAAUUACAACCUACUGAAUACCCGCACAACCUCUACAUACAAAACUAUAGCACAGCUACAAGUACAUGUCUUUGUGUUCGAAAAUGGUUAUUCUCGUUAACGAAGGAGCUAUCAUUAAUGCAUGAUGUGCAAGCGACUCAUUACAUUUUUUGGCAAGCCGUCGAUGAAGUAAACCGUGGUUGUAUUCAAGCCGGGGAACGUCUUUAUCAAUUAAAAGCGCUCCAAGAUAGUACGAGAGCCACGGAGUACCUUAAAUUGGCCAGGGAACUUCCUGGGUAUGGAGAUGUUGUUUUUCCACAUUGCGGUUGCGAUACGCGUAAAGGUGGGCACGUUAUAGUCGCGGUUGGUAGUCAAAAUUUAAAGUUACACGCGUGCCGGGAAGAUGGAACGUUGGAGAGUCAGGUUGUUGCAUUAAAUUGGGACUCGAUAUCUCAAUGGGAAGCUGAUGAUGAAGCUACAGCGUUUUGUAUUAAAUAUAACCGAGUUGAUAAAUCACCGAAAUGGGUUAAAAUAUAUACGCCUUAUUACAUGUAUUUGUUGGAUUGUUUUGAACGGAUAAUCGAGGAGAGUAAAUGGGUUGAUACUGGAGAAUGACUGAGGGGUUAUUAAAGGAGGCGAUUCUUUAAUAAAUUGUCUUUUUAACAUUCUAAAAAAAUACUCUCAACACACGAACAAAACUUUAUAAUAUUGUAAUAUGUAUAUGCGUCUUGUGAUACUUCUUUAUAUUUAUUAACGUUUAAAAAUUUGAGAAAAAAGGGGGCUAACAUAUCAGCGUUGAGUACUUAGUAUUGGUUCCUCUUUUUAUGCUUUUUUCUUUUUCAUAUUCUUUUACAACUUCAAUUUACACGUGCAAUGUACCACUUGUAUCACUUUUAAAAUGAAAAUUAGAAUUAAAUUAACAAAUUAGGUUUAGAUAGUGAUUAAUAGGUAAAAAUUUAAAAAAAUGAAAGGUUAGGUGUAAUUUUAGUGAUCAGAAUCAUUUUUGCGUCCCAAUUAUUAAAAGAAGAUUGUAAAUAACUUAUUAAUUGCUGUAAUAGUUGUUUCUUUUUGUAUAUAAAUAAUAUUUAUAACAUUUAGGGGUUAUCUCAAUAAUUUCUUUUCCUUGGACUUGUUGCAUUUGAACCCGAAAAGCAAGAAUUUAGUGGCAACUUUGAUUAAUUCUAGGUUUUAACGUAUAAAAAGAGUAAAAUGUAGGGAUUCAAGUUGUUAAACACUUGUAUAUAUUAAAAUAUUAUAUUAGCGCGGUAAAAACAGAAUUAUUAUAAUGUUCCUUAUAUUUGCGAAGUAAUUUAUGCAAGUAAUUAUAAAGUAUAAAAUAUAUAUUAUAUCCGUUGUUAUCAGAAAUGUGGCUGUUAUGCACUCAAUUCUCAAAAUAAACGAAUAAAAAUAUCAA